Molecule: messenger RNA, 890 nt
Organism: Phragmites australis (common reed)
Lineage: Eukaryota; Viridiplantae; Streptophyta; Magnoliopsida; Poales; Poaceae
Product: mitochondrial pyruvate carrier 4
Exons: 5
Coding region: 159-593 (144 amino acids)
Biological process (GO): pyruvate import into mitochondria
Cellular component (GO): mitochondrial inner membrane
Source: RefSeq, a predicted model, not a curated record
UAGGUGGGUCCCACCCACCCUCGACAACCACGCCCCCAACCAAACACAUUCCCGAGGGUGACCGGCGCCGCCACCCUCUGACUCGCUCCGCCCGCCGUCGACGGGGACGAAGCAAUCGUAAAGUGGGCAGUAGAAGAAUUAGGUGUGUAUUAGUUUGAAUGGCUUCAUCAAAGCUUCAGGCCUUCUGGAACCAUCCUGCUGGCCCCAAAACCAUUCAUUUCUGGGCGCCAACAUUUAAAUGGGGCAUCAGCAUUGCCAAUAUUGCUGACUUUGCUAAGCCACCUGAAAAGAUAUCUUAUCCUCAGCAAGUUGGUAUGUACAAGAUACCCACUCAGUGGGAUCCCUGCAUUUCAGAUUACAUGGCCAUCAGUUUACAGUGCAUUGCAUGCUUUUUUUUUUUUAUAUGGUGUGCAGCUGUUGCUUGUACUGGAAUCAUCUGGUCAAGGUACAGCAUGGUUAUCACACCGAAAAACUGGAACCUUUUUAGUGUUAACGUCGCAAUGGCUGGUACAGGCUUGUAUCAGCUUUCACGUAAGAUAAGGCAAGAUUACUUUUCUGAUGAGAAGGAUGCUGCUGCUCCACUGGAAGGAUAGACAACAGACAAGAGUAACCGAUUAAAAAGUUUGAGUCGUUCUGGGCUGCAAGGACAUGUCACUCAAUCUAGGACUGGAACCUGUUGUUGAUUUCCGGGCUUUUCUGCGACUGUGAGCAGACCAAUGUGAAAGAUUUCUGCCAAACAGAAUCCAUGAAAUAAUCUUUUGUGCGUUUGUGAAAGAGAGAGAAAAAAAGAGAGAAUAAUGCAAAUUCAUCUUCAUAUGCUUUUGCUGCUGUUCAGUCAAAUCUACAUUUGGGAACUUUCUUUGCGAAGCUGAUUGCUGCUGUUCAGAAGA